AGGGGGCCGUGGUUUGGAGCGGAAGCUCUGCAUGUUGUCCUUCCUUCUGCCCGACUCUCGGCAUGAGGAUCGGUCACAGUCUGUCUGUAUGUCUCUGAUCAGAUCCAUUCCCGCUUCCCGAAUGAAGAUUAAAAGGCAUGCCAAAAGAAAAAUAUGACCCUCCAGACCCACGCAGAUUAUACACCAUCAUGUCUUCUGAGGCGGCAGCAAGUGGGAAGAAAUCAAACUGGACUGAGCUGGAAAUUUCUGGGCGGGUCAGAAGCCUAAGCAGCUCAUUAUGGACACUGACCCAUUUGACUGCUCUCCACAUCAAUAAUAACAACCUUAGCCGGAUUCCUCCUGAAAUCGCCAAGCUCCCCCAUCUUGUCUUCCUGAACCUGUCCUCCAACAAACUGCGCAGCCUGCCAGCAGAACUCGGCAACAUGGUGACUCUCAGGGAAUUGCUUUUGAACAAUAAUUGUUUACGAGUUUUACCUUAUGAACUUGGUCGGCUGUUCCAGUUGCAAACCCUUGGACUUAAAGGUAAUCCGCUGUCGCAGGACAUUCUCAACAUAUAUCAGGAGCCUGAUGGAACGAGAAAGUUAUUGAAUUACAUGCUUGACAAUCUUGCAGUCCACCCAGAACAACUACCCCAAAGACCUUGGAUCACUUUGAAGGAGCGAGACCAAAUGAUGCCCACAGCUGUGUUCACAGUUAUGUGCUACAACGUACUGUGUGACAAGUAUGCAACAAGACAGUUGUACGGUUACUGUCCAUCCUGGGCUCUUAACUGGGAGUACAGGAAGAAGGGUAUCAUGGAGGAGAUCACAAACUGUGAUGCGGACAUCAUCAGCCUGCAGGAGGUGGAAACGGAACAGUACUACACUUUCUUUCUGGACACAUUAAAAGACCGGGGAUAUGAUGGAUUUUUCUGACCAAAGUCUCGUGCCAAACUCGUGUCCGAACAGGAGCGGAAACACGUGGAUGGCUGUGCUGUUUUCUUUAAAAGCGACAAAUUCGCUCUGGUGCAGAAACACACAGUGGAGUUCAAUCAGGUCGCCAUGGCAAACUCAGAGGGCUCAGAGGUUAUGCUUAAUAGAGUCAUGACCAAAGAUAACAUCGGAGUAGCUGUCUUGUUGGAGGUGGAAAAAGAACUGUUUGCUAGUGGUUUAAAGGAGCCUCCAGAGAAGCAGCUUCUGUUGGUAGCAAAUGCACACAUGCAUUGGGAUCCAGAAUACUCGGACGUGAAGCUCAUCCAGACCAUGAUGUUCCUCUCGGAGCUGAAGAGCAUCACUGAAAGAGCCUCAAGCUCCAUCAACUCCACCUCACCCACUUCAGACAUUGGUUCCAUCCCUAUCGUCCUGUGUGCUGACCUCAACUCCCUCCCAGACUCUGGUGUUGUGGAGUAUCUGAGCAAUGGCGGAGUUGCAGAAAACCACAAAGACUUUAAGGAACUGCGCUACAGCGACUGUUUGACCAACUUCAGUUGCAAUGGUAAAAACGGCAAGCCCGACGGCAGCAUCACGCACAGUUUCCACCUGAAGAGCUCUUACGAAGGCAAUCUGAUGCCCUACACAAACUACACUUAUGACUUCAAGGGUGUGAUUGAUUACAUUUUCUUCUCUAAGACCCACAUGAGCGUUCUAGGAGUUUUAGGUCCACUGGAAACUCAAUGGCUGAGGGACAACAACAUAACCGGCUGCCCUCACCCGCACAUCCCCUCCGAUCAUUUUUCCCUUCUGGCUCAGCUGGAGUACCACCCACCUUUGCCUCCUCUCAACGGAGUGCAUCUGCCUGUCCACAGGUAGUGCAGUCCUCAUCCCCCACUGUCCUAACCCCCCCAACCAAAGACAAUACCCCUCAUGAGCCCCUAAAGUAUAAUCCCGCAUCAAGGAGUGAAGUCAUAAUCCACUUUGUUCCUUUUUUAACCUUUGCACAGGAUUGUAUGAUCUUAUGACUUUUUUCGACUUGAAAUCGAAAGCUUAACACCAAAUUAGGGUUGGGAUUCUCCGAUUGGGAUCUGUGAAUCAUGCUGCUUUCCAGAAGAUUGAUCCGUUUGUCAGAAUAUGAAUGUGAGGUGACACAAUUAUGCAUCAAAGACACGUUUUAUGUAGCAAAAGAAUGUACACAAGAGUAUUACUAACCAAGACCCUCAACAUCUCAUAAAUUUGACAAAGAAAUCUUAAUGAAGACAUUAAAUCUAUUUUUUUAAAAACUUUUUGAUAGUGCAAUGUGAAGUAUUAUGCAAAAUUGUCUUUAAGUCGAAGAUUUACAUUAUUAAAGAGGAUCCCAGCCCUACUGAUUCAAACCAAGCUGUGUAUGUUUGCUGUUUUCUCACGCUGCUUGCAAUGACAUCCAUCACAUGACAGUACGGAUGUGUAAUGACACAGUAUAUAGUCGUCUCAUUGAUAUCAGGGUUCUGAGGAAUGAGCAGCUCAAAAAUCAUUGACAAUGAAUGUCUGGUUGGCAGAGGUGAUUACUAUUAAUGGUACAAUUUUCAUUAUAAUUGGACAGUUCGAUCUUACAUACGCCUGAUCGGCUUGGAAGUUUUGUAGACAUGGCAAGACUCAGCUUUGUUAGUUAUUGUUGGAAGGUACGUAACACUGAUUUAAUUUCGUUUAUGAACUGUAUUCUGAAAAACUGGAAAACUUUUCACUCAGGCUUCCCGCUCGCUUUAGUUGUCUGGCACAAGUGCACAAUUCAGGGGAAUUUCACUCGCUGUUGAAUCUGUAUUUGAAGGUUCAUGUCUUCUCUUUAGUUUGAGGGCAGCAAACUAAGACAUCAGCUUUCACAAAAUUUCACUAAACUAACUUUUAACAUUUGUUUUUACUGGUGCAACAGAAACAUGUUCAGAAAACAACUACAGUGGGAAGUGAAUAUAUCCUACCCAUAUUAACUUUGCUGACACUUCUUAAAGUAAUAGUUCACCUAAAAAUGAAAAUUCUGUCAUGAGUUACUCUGUUAAGUUGUUCCAGACCUGUAUACAUUUCUUUGUUUUGUUGAACACAAAGAAAGAUAUUUAGAAGAAUGUUAGCAACUGAGAAUUCUCGGGCACCAUUGACUACCAUUAAAAUUGUUGUCCAAAGUGCCCCAGAACUGUUUUUUCUCCUAAAUUCUUCCAAAUAUUUUCUUUUGUGUUCAACAGAAAAAUAAUUAUAGAAUAAUUCUUUCUACUAUGGUAGUCAAUGGUGCCCCAGAAAUCACAAUUGCUAACAUUCUUCCAUAUAUCUUUCUCUGUGUUCAACCGAACAAAGAUAUUUAGACAGGUUUGGAACAAUUUGAGGAUGAGUUCAUAUAAAAAAACACACCCAAAAUAAUGUAUAUUUAAAAUUUUAAGGAAAGUAAGCAAUAUUUUCAGAAUUGUUUAAAAACAGAGCAUCCGCUGUUUUUAACAAGCUAUGCCCCCUUUCAUUAUCUAUAGACCACUUUGCAUGAUGUAAACACUUGUCCAGAUGCACUUCCGCAUUCAUUUUUAUUCAUUUGAUAUUAAUUGUAUCAAUCUUCAACUGUAUUUUGUUCAAACGUUUGUGUAGUGUUAAAAAAACUGAAACGGGAAGUUCUUCUAGACCAGCGUUGAACCAGCCUGUUUACGUCAUCCGAAAUUGUCUAUAGUGUAAGCUCAUAAACACACCCUUUUACAACUCAACAGAAAGCCUUCAGAAACCUGGUAUUAAAAUGAGUGCGUUCCACUUUGAUGAAACUGUGCCUAGUUUUCAACCAUCUUUUCUACAGCGGUACUGCCUGUGAUAGCAAAACUCUUAAAGAGUGAGCCAGCACCAGCAUCAUCCAUCCAUCCACUCACCCAUCCAUUCAUCUCUUCACUGGAAAGACUACUACUACAGUUGCAAUGACACAGUUAUAUUAAACAAGGGUUGAGGUUAAACAAUAAUGUAAAACCUGCAAAAUAAUUAUAUUGUUAUGUUAAUAUUUGACAACAUUAAAUAGAAAAUUGUAUGGUUUUCCUCUUUACCAGAAAAGUAACAUUAUCUUAUAUUAUAUUUUUAUUCCAGUUCAUCAUUUGAAUGCUGGUAUUCAGAGUAUAAUCUGCAUUCAAAACAAUCAGUUUGUGUUUUGAAAGAAUGUGGAAAAUACCAGUGGUCUUUCAGUGAAUGUGGACCCUGAAGUGUUUGUUCCUAACAUGUGGGCUUAACAAUGGCCUUUCUCAUGCUCUUUCUCUCGAGCUUAUGACAAGUUUGUGAAUCUUGCUUGGUCUAUAAACAAUAUGGUAAUGUGGAACAGGACUUCUGUUCAUUGUGUUCAUUUAUCAACUUGGUGCUUUACAAUGUAGCCAGUUUAAAAAAUAAAUCAAUCAAUUUUCUCAAUCAAAAUAAAAUAAAAUGGCCUGUUCUUGUGUGUCCACAAUAAAAGCAAUAAAGAUGUCAUUUUACUCUC
This is a messenger RNA of Triplophysa rosa, 4371 nucleotides long. RefSeq names its product CCR4-NOT transcription complex, subunit 6-like (gene cnot6l). Gene Ontology annotation, cellular component: CCR4-NOT complex; cytoplasm; nucleus. The transcript is spliced from 12 exons. Gene Ontology annotation, biological process: nuclear-transcribed mRNA poly(A) tail shortening. NCBI's taxonomy places the organism in Eukaryota, Metazoa, Chordata, Actinopteri, Cypriniformes, Nemacheilidae. Gene Ontology annotation, molecular function: protein binding; poly(A)-specific ribonuclease activity. The record is from RefSeq and is a predicted model, not a curated record.